UUGAUACAGUCCAACAAGGAGAUUGAAAACUAUCGCUCAGCAAUGUCUAGGAUGGCAGAAGACAUAAUAACACUUAGGACACAGGUGCUGUCUUUGGAGGCAGAAAACAGUCAGCUCCGCAGUGAUCUGUCUCUUCAGCAGGACCUUGGACGGGAUCUUCUGGCCGACACUGACAUUGAUGUCAUGACCAAGGCUGAAAUUGCUGACCGAAUAGCCACUCUAAAAUUCAAGCUCGCCAGUGAGGUGAGCAAGGCCGCCACACAAAGGGACCGCAUACAACAUCUGCAGAAUGAGCUCAUCCGGAAAAAUGAUAGUGAGCAGGAGCUAUUAAAGCUCUGCAGAGUCCUCCAGCAGGAGCAGAAGAAUCUGCAGCAUCACCAGAGUCACUUGGCAAAGAUGGCAACUUUAGAGGCCACAGUGAAACAGCAGGAAGAGGUCAUAGAAAAAAUGGAGAAAGCAUUAGAUGGAAAGCUCAGAGACAAGAAUAUUCAUCGUGGUGACAAAAGGCUGAUGCUAAUGGAAAGAGAUGGCCUUAAAAAGAAGGAAAUGAAAUCAGCCUUAGCAGCAGAGAACGGCCGUCUCAGAAAAGAGCUGGAAAGGAUUCACCAGCUGCCGGCACCACUCAAAACACAGCAGUCAGACCAGGAGGAAUGGAGUUUACGACAUAAAUUGGAGAGGGCUGAAGCACGAAUCCAAACACUGGAAGCUCAGCUGGAGGAGAACGCUACAGUAUGGGGGAGAGAGAAGCAAGAAAUGCUGACCAAACUGAGCGAGCACAGGCACGGCUUCAUCCGGACAUCCACAGCAAUCCUUCAAAAUGUUCCUUCGCUCCUUAUACCAGCAAAGAGGACAGCAGAAGCAAAACCUGUAAAAAGACCUGCAAAUGAAUUGAACUGUUGAUGGGACACAGAGUCUGUGAUUUAAAAUUUAGAUCUAAUUCAAAUGUGAUGAUUUAAUCUGAAAAAGUGUGUUUAAAAUGUAAACCAUAGACAAUUACAUAUAAA
This is a messenger RNA of Pundamilia nyererei, 1004 nucleotides long. It is a transcript of the gene ccdc33, whose product is annotated as coiled-coil domain containing 33. The transcript is spliced from 9 exons. Gene Ontology annotation, cellular component: peroxisome. NCBI's taxonomy places the organism in Eukaryota, Metazoa, Chordata, Actinopteri, Cichliformes, Cichlidae. The coding region runs from base 43 to 900 and encodes 285 amino acids. The record is from RefSeq and is a predicted model, not a curated record.